Paramuricea clavata is the source of this 979-nucleotide messenger RNA. The record is from the annotation of a GenBank genome assembly. Lineage: Eukaryota; Metazoa; Cnidaria; Anthozoa; Malacalcyonacea; Plexauridae.
UGCAACCACGUUAAACUCAAAUUUAAUGAAGACAAAGGAUUUGUGCACGCUCAGGUCCAGUUCAACAUCAAACAAAGGUCUUCUAUUUUGUACAUGGUCCUACCGUCUUACGGCUCAUUGGAAAAAAAACCACCAAGAUCCCGAGACUAAAGAUUCCGGAGAAUUUUACACUCAGAAAGCACUUUCUCUAUUUACUAAAAAUAUUGAAGAUACAAAUCCUAAUUACUUUUAACUUUUGCUUAAUUUCCAUUUAUAGUGUCCGUAAUAUAUUCAACACGAGCAAGGACGUGCUGCUGAUUAAACCUGCAAUUACCUUAAUGAGAUAAACACACACACUGCUGUUGUAUCCAGUCAUCAAAAUGUCUGCUUUUAUGGAUGUGUUGGAUACCGACCAAGACGUGCGUGUCAUUCUCAAUGUAGGAGGAACGAAGCACGAAACGUUCUUGAACACGCUCGAAAACUUUCCCGACACGCGAUUGGCCUGGAUCAGCGAGCAACUGCGAAAAAACCCUGACCGCGAUCGAGAGUUCUUUUUCGAUCGCCACCCUGGGAUAUUUGCACAUAUUUUGAACUACUUUCGCACGGGGAAACUUCACGUUCCUCGUGAUAUAUGCGGCCCGAUGUUCCACGAAGAGUUGGUAUUUUGGGGGAUUGAUCCGAAGCAAAUCGAGCAUUGUUGUUGGGCCUACUACGAUGAGCACAACGAGUUGGAAAAGACCUGGGGAGAGCUCAUGAGCAAAGUCCCGGCAGAAUCGUUAAGCGAUCAGGAAGAUAGCGAUGUAUGCUCGGACGGCGAAAUGGCUAGCAGUGAAAACGAAGGUGGUUGGAAUCAUGCAGUGAAGAAGAAAUGGAGAGGAUUUCGAAAGCGAAUGUGGAGGGUACUGGAAGACCCGUAUUCUAGCAAGAUAGCAUGGGUAAGCCGCUUUAAUAAAUUAAAUUCAAAUUGAAAAAUAAUUAUGUCCCAACACUUAUGUAUAGC